Molecule: messenger RNA, 749 nt
Organism: Drosophila mauritiana
Lineage: Eukaryota; Metazoa; Arthropoda; Insecta; Diptera; Drosophilidae
Exons: 1
Coding region: 1-513 (170 amino acids)
Source: RefSeq, a predicted model, not a curated record
AUGUCGUCGCAACUGCCAGCGGGAAGUGGACGUCGAGAGUGGCAAGUGUGUGGGGCACACAACGACCAGCGGCCAAUGGCGGUUGGCCGAGGCCACGCCCCGUGGCUCAAUUACCGACCAGUGCUGCCCAUCGGCGGGCAGAGCGAAACCUGUUUCCACGAGCGAGAGGCAGCGAGGCGCAUGUGCGAUCAGAGCGGGAUGGAUGGCGCAAGGGUGGACCAACCAGAAGAGGCAGGUUGCUGGUAUUAUGGUAGGUUAGGUUCAAACAAGGUGGCAAACUGGCUCUUAACCGAAAUAGGAAGGAAGUCGGCAGCGGCGUCGACGUCGGGCAACUGGUUUGACUUGUUUCCGGCUCACUCCAACCGCCCAAAACCACCAGCAAUCGGCAGAGGCAGCCAAGUCGGCAGAGGGCAGGCAGAGCAGCGGCCGUCGGCACAAUUUGAUUGCAUUUAUGAAAAGCGUUUUCGCCCGCCAGCACGCGUCCGCUCCCAGCUCGCAAUUCGCCAUCCGUAAUCCGUAAACUUUAAUCCGUAGACCGUAAUCCGUGAAUCCAAAGCAUUUCGCAGUUGGAAUUUCCCGCAACGGGUAGUGCUUAGGCGCGAAAAUUGAACUGAAAUCAAUCGGACGAUUAGUGUGUGCUUCGUGGUUUAAACACUCUACAUCUAACUAUUAAGAGAAAAGAGUGCCAAUAAGAUUCGAAAAGUGCAGUGAGCGAGCUCCAAAUUGGCGCCACUAAUUGCCAAAAUGUC